This is a messenger RNA of Equus caballus (horse), 20457 nucleotides long. It is a transcript of the gene ZNF710, whose product is annotated as zinc finger protein 710. Gene Ontology annotation, molecular function: RNA polymerase II cis-regulatory region sequence-specific DNA binding; DNA-binding transcription factor activity, RNA polymerase II-specific. NCBI's taxonomy places the organism in Eukaryota, Metazoa, Chordata, Mammalia, Perissodactyla, Equidae. Gene Ontology annotation, biological process: regulation of transcription by RNA polymerase II. The record is from RefSeq and is a predicted model, not a curated record.
GGAACGUGCGAACUUAAACCUCUGCACCACUGGGCUGGCCCCAUCUGAACCAUUUUUAAGUAAUUUGCAGAACACAUAUCACUUUUUCCCUGAAUAUGUCAGCUCGUGAAUCCUAAAUCUCCCAAAAUUUAGCACUCUGUGGGGAGGUUUUGGAAGCUGCUGCACCGUGCUCCAAGGGGGUCUGUGCACAUCGCCCUAGUCCUUGAGAAAGUGUUCAGUGCGCACAGGCGUGACCGUCUGACAUGUAAGAGCAAAGAAAGCACACAUUCAUUAUCAGGCCCUGUGCUGGGUGUUUGACGGAUGGUCUCCUGUUUGAUCCUCUCCACGACGGUAUGAAGGAGACGUUAUGCCCAUUUUGGAGGAAGUUGAAGUUCAGAGAGGUUAAGUAACUUGCUCAAGUGCACACAGUGGCAUUCUUCACCCCAGGCCCAUUUGACACCAUGGGAUUAUACAACACUUACCUCUCCUCUGUAUCUUCUUCUCUGCAUGAAUGCAUGAAGGCAUUUCGUGGGCAGUGUGGACAAAUCGGAAGCCAUCUGAAUGUCCUGCAGUGCGGGAAUGAGCGGGCAGACGGUGAUCUGUGCACUCGUGUGAAUGUUCUGUGUACGAAUAUUCUGAUUAUUGAUCGUGAACAUGCAACAUGGAAAUUGCAUGUGUCGUCCAGGUGAGAGAAAACAAGCAGGACAAGAGCUUAUACACACCGUGACCCAAACCAUGUGAAAACCCCGUGCUUGGAGAGGGCCAAGAAGAGAAACACAGAAGUGGUUGGGUUAGGAUGAGCAGGAGUAUUAAUUUUUUUUUUCUCUUUCAUCUUUUUCAAACUCUUUGCAUUGGGUGAUUUUGUUAAUUUUAUAAUAGAAAUUUUUAACCCAAAAUAGCCAUUUAUACCCACUUUCCAGUGUGUAAGCUCCUGGCAAGGGAAGGCUCUGCUCUGUUGAUGGCUAUUCUUUCAUUUUCCGAUGACCAGCCCCAUGCCUGACAUGUUAUGGACGUAAUAAAUGUGCUGGACGAGUGCCCACUGGGAAACCUCUCCGAGAGGCUUGGCCCAAGAGCGUGUUUGCAGAGAGCUUCCGCCAGCUGGCCUCCGCGAGAGCAAUCGCAGGCCAGGUGUAUGUCAUGGGCUGGGGUGUUUGCUGGGUGGUGAGCUCUCCUGGUCCAAGCAGAAAGGGGCUGCCAGGGUGUAGGGACCCUUCUGGCCAUUCAGCACCACCACGGGCAUUUAGUGCUAAUAAGAACCAUGUGGGAUAAACAAACUCCGGCUCAUCCGGAAACAGAUUUUAUGUCAUUCUCAGACUUUCUAAAUUGAUAAUAAUGUUGUAUGAACAGCUGUUAUUUAUUGUGUGCCUACUAGAGGCCAGGCUAGAUGCAUUUACAAAACCAUUCCCUCGUUUCAUUGUCCCAACCACCCUAAGAAUUUGCAACUGUUAUCUCCCUUUUAUCGAUGAGGAGACUGAGGCAUAGAGGGUUCCAGGGUAAGUCUCAGUUUUGCCAAGAACUUGACUUUCAGCAAACCACAGGCCUUCUGGGCUUUGAUUUCCUUGUCUGUGAACAACGGCAGGUGACGCUAGUUGAGUGUCUACUAUGUGCCAGGCCCAGCAGAGCGGAGAAUGUGAGGCCACCUUCAACAAACAAGCAAACUGGAUCGACUCCACUGGCCUGUCUAUGCCAGAGCUUCACACAGCACGUUCCCUGGUGGGAUAAACCCAGUUGGUUCUGUUUGUUUGGGUUUGUUUUACUUUCCCAAGACCAAAUCUUUUGAGCCACUGGUCACACCCCGUCACUCCUUGUUCCUAGACAGCAGGGGCAUCUUCAGUGGCCGUGCCAUUUGUUAUCCCCUGCUGGGGAGCUUGUUAAAAUGCGGUUCCCUGUGUCCAGCCCCAAAUUCACUGGAUCUAGGCGGGACCCAGGAGUUUGCAUCUUAAAAGACCUUCAGGUGGUUCCGAGCUGCCAGUCUUGUUAUGGUCAACUUGGGCCAGCCGUGAACUGUUACAGUGGCCUUUAUCCUCUGAGAUUAAACCUGCAAAUGCUUGGGCUGUUAUCAACCGAAGCCCGUUUUCAUCUGGAGGGACCCAGUGGCGUUAUGAACGUGUGUAAGGAUGGCAAAUUUUGUACUCUGUACUGGGCACUUGUAAAUUUCUCAUUGACAGAACAUUCUCUUCAAACCUUAGCUCCAUGGAGCUCAGCAGGCCACGUGUCGUUGCGUGUAAAUUCCAAGAACACUUAAGAAACUUACAUAUAUUAUUUUCUGUCUUUAAGAGAGAAGAGAGGCAGGCGAGAUGACCGUGGAAAAUGAAACAUCCCCAAAAAGUGGCAAUCGAGAAUGCAUGUUUGAAAUAUUAAGAAAGGGCAGAUUUGAGGCUCUCUUACCUAUCAGGAGAAUUUUCAUCUAAGAGGAAAGAAUACAUCUGCAUUUAAAGCUCUUAAGUUUAGAAACACUGUCGUGCAUUCCUAGGCCAGUGCUACACAAAAGGACGGCCCGUGGACUGAUACUGUUCUGCACAGUGUUAGCAAGCCAAGAGAAAUCAGAAUGAAGCUUAGAAACUCCUAUAGUUUGACGUUGCCAUGACGACAUCCAAGCAGGUGAUGGCGGCUGCAUCUUGAACAGGGUGUGGACCACUGUGAGCAUCACUGACUUCGUCUGGCAGUUCACGGGACCUGGAGCUGCCUGUUAGUGUUAAUUCUUCAAGGGAUUCCAAUAAAGCUGAUCCUCCACUGCAGAGAGUUUGAGAAGCUCCGGGUAUGGUGAAAAAUGGUGAGAGUUUGCAGUGGGAGGUGUGCUCUUAAGCUUAAGAGUAGAAAGUAGGAGACGAGUUGGGGAAACGUGGAAGACUUCUCACUCCCAUCCUCCAGAUCCCAACAAGCAGUUCCUGCAGACGGGAGUCCGCUGCCACACCAGCUGGCCGCUCUAUUUUGAGCCCUUCCGCUUGUCCCAUAGGAUUUGUUGAACCCUGGUCAUGGAGCCCGUGGGAGAGAUUUGCUGCUCCGGGCUGGAGCAUGGUGGUUCAAGAGAUGGCCUUCGGAGCUGUGACCUUGGUCCACUGACUCUGCUUCUCUACAAUUCAGAGUUUAGAAAGGGGAAUGACAGUCCCUCCUGGAAGGGUUCUCGUGGGAGACAGAAGUAAAAUAACAUGCCAGGGGCUCCGCACACUGUCUGCACUUGGGGAAGGGAGGGUCUUUCGUGUUGUUUUGUCUACAUUAUUUGAACGAGUGGAUUGCAUUGUGGGUCUCCAGGAAGUUGCCAGCCGCCCUCCCUGUUUCCGAGUUCCUGUGUGUGUGCGUGUGCAUGUGUGUGUGUGUUCUGUGCCCUUGGUGGUGGUGGCGGUGGUGGUGGGGUUGUCAGGAAACAGCCAUCAGUUUCCUGCUGAUUAACUCAGUUCCUGGAGGGCCCUCCCUAGCAGCAAGGGAAGCCUGGCCUGCCUCACCGACCUGCUCUCCCGGCCCUUCUGGGAGGCCCACGUGCCCUCCAGCUGCCCAGGGCCCAGGACACCCUCGCAGGCCUGUGGAGCCUGCCUUUGUUCUGGUCCGGGUGCAGCUGCCUCCCGUUUUGCCUGCAGGUGUGUUUCCCUUGCACACCUGGCACCUGUGGGACUCGGGCCUCUUCCAAGUCACCCCCCCAAGUUGGGCCUAAGAGGUUUUGCUCUUCUGAACUGCGAGCCCUUGGAAAUGGUGGUGUUAGGGUCCCCUCCCCCUGCAGAGAAGGAGGUCUGAUGGCAGGGGUCCCAGGAGGGAGCCCAGGCCAGGGCAGCAGACCCCAGGAUCUGCCUGCGGGUAGAAGGGGAGUCUGGGGGGCUCUGCCUUUGGUCUUCAGAAAGGAGGUUCUGGCAGCAGGGAGAGGCUAGGGUAGUGUUGGGAUUUGGGGGUCCCUGGCCUGCAUAAAGGAUCAGCAGAGUAAGGGAGCCCAGUUGGGGGAGGGGCUGGGUCUGGUAUGAGCCCGUGGUCAUGUGCUGGGCUGCAUCUCCUCUCCACUGCGCUUGGAGACUUGGCGACACCAUGCACAGUGGUCCCUAAAAUGUGGGGGCCACAACAUGAGGCCAUGGUCCUGGUCCUAAACAGUUCAGCUAUCUGCAGGGUACCAGUGCCGAGCAGAGGCUUCCUCCUGGGACCCCCAGCUCCCCCAGCAGCAGCAUCCCCUCCCUGCGCAGAGGAGCCCAGCUGCCGGCCAACAGGGAAAAGCUGGUCUCCGGGCCGGCACUGGGUGUCAGGCUGCUGCUUGCACUGGGGCCGGGCCGGGACCACCUUGUGCCUGGUGUGUGUGGCAGACCCUCACAGCUUCUUGAAUGACUGCACUUCCCAGCACACAUGCCACUCCGUGCACACUCCCCGAGCCCGGCCGGCUCUGCGAGCUCUGCGGCUCCUCUGCAGCUCUGCGGCUGGGCCAGGAGCCCUGUGCUCGCUAAUCCCCGGGCUGAGUCAACAGCGUCGGCCGCGUGUUUGGUUAGCAAACAGGGAGCUGUGCCGGGGCAGGGCGGCCCACCGCCUCUCUGCUCCCACCUUUCUAGCAAAAUGUCCUCUGCAAAGGUCAGCCAGGACCAGCUAUGUAAUUUGCGGGGGAGGGCCUGGUGCAAAAUGAAAAUGAGGGCCCCUUCUUUGAAAAUUAGUGAGAAUUUCAAGACAGCAACAGCAGAGCGUGAGGAAGCCGGGCCCAGGCCGUCCUCGGCCUGGGGCCCGUGGGACUGCAUGCACCCUGAGGUCAGCAGGUCCCCUCCUUGUGAAGUUCUGGUCCUUCCGAGUGUGGCAAAAUUGGGCUUCUCUUUGGUGGAAGAGGGACUUUACAUCCAAACCAGCUGCCAGCCCUGAACACACUGUCCCCACCCUGUCCCACAACAGCUUUUCUCAAGGCUGGAGUGACUUCCCCCUCAACUUCUCCUUUCUGUGCUUCUCUACCCCGGUUCCCCCUUUCUUUGUAAACUCAGAAAGCUUUUGAGAGCCUUCCUCCCUCCCUCCCACUCCUCCUCCUUCUUUCUUUCUUCUCCUCCAUCCUCGCUGCCCUCCCCCCUCUCUCCCUCGCUUCUGUCUGGGGAAAUCCUGUCCCGUGUUUGCUCUAUAGCGUUUCCCAUCCAUUCAUUUGGUGCUGUUUGAUUUUAAUGUCCCUUUGAACGCCAUCAGCCUCCGGGAGCGCUCCUUGGGCUUCCGAAGCCUCUCUCUGAAGUGGCUCAAGCGAGCACCUUCCCCCACUGAGGGACAUCCCUUCGGUGGCCUCUGGCUCUGUCCAGAUGGUCUCUGCCCGUUGGGAGCCUGGAAUGAAUUCUCAUUGUUCGCGUUCAUCACUCACCACCUCCUCCCCACAUUCAGCUGUCAGCCCUACUGGCCACAGUGGAAAGAAAGCCUGCUCCAUUCUUCCUUAUGACACCCUACAGGCCCUGGUGACAGACCUGGCCUCAGUUCCCAAAGACAGCGGCUUCCACAGCUCCCACCCAGGCCUAGAGCUGGGGGGCGGGCUGUGUGAAGGGGUUAAAUAGAUAUGCCUAGUGGGACUGUGUCCCGGCCUUCCCUCGCACUCUCCACACAGUAGCCAGAAGGAUUCUCAAAGCAGCCAUUGGUUCCUGACACUUCCUUGCCUAAGACCCUCUUCUGGUUCCCCGAUGCCUGAGAAUGGCGUCCAUAUCCUGUGUGUGGCCUGCAAGGCCCCGCCUUCCCGGAGAGGCUGGCAGCCCAGGGUUACUGAAGAGACGUUGAGCCGCACCUUGAAGGAUGAGAGAGGUUUGGGAAGAUGGAAAGAAGGAGAAGGAACUUUACAGGGAAGGGAUGGCUCAGAGGACAGGUGGAAGGUGGAAGUCGAGAAUGGCUGGGGAGAAGGGGACAGCAGGACUGGGGAAAAGUCUGGCUCAGCUCUGAGGACCUGGUCUCUGGGAGAUGGUACUCAACCUUGGUGCACAUUCGAAUCAUGGGAGGGGCUUUUAAAAAUUACCAAAGACUCUGGGGGUGGGUACAUCCAGGGUCUAUGUGUCUGCUCCACCAGGGCCACAAGUCUGGGCAUCCCCUACGGGCACUUCAGGAAACUGGCAGGAGUCAGCUACCACUCUUGCCCACAGCUGGAAUGCACUGGGACUUUUCUGUGUUGAUGGGAAGGCCACCUUGCUCAAUCAGCUCUGAGCCCCUGGCCAGAAUGAACUAAGGGAGCACUAAGCAGAGAUGGGACCCCUGGAGAGUCAGUUGGAAAGGACCCUCUUCAGAAGGGGAAACUGAGGCCUGAUCACCAGUGAGUACCACGACCCGGUAGCAGAGCCUGGGGUUUCCAGCCUUCGCCACCGCCUGGCGAGGUGAGGGCUAGCUAGAACGGAACAGGGGCGGCAUGCUUCCGACUGUUAGAGCAUCCUCAGCACUCAUAAUCCCCACCAUCUGGGUCCUUUUCUCUGACCUUCAAAUGUGGGGUACCAGGAUGCUUGCUUGAAGAUGAGGGAGGCAGGGCUUCUGCCCUCAAAGAACUCAAGAUCUGGGGGUGGUGAUGGGCCCAGGAAGAAAUCUGGAUGCUGUCUCCAGACCUGUAAGAGACAGGCUUGAGGGAGAAGAGAUGCGUUCCCCAGGGGAAGACUUGAUGAGGAGGCAAAGAUGCAAGUGAGAGUCUGAGUGUAGUGUCUACCUCCUUAACCCUUCAGGCCUGGCUUUCCUGCCAAGAUGCUGAACUAAAUGCAGGAGCCACUAGUCUGAGCCCAGGUAUUGAUUUUCCUCAGGCGGCAGGGCUGGGCGGGGCCGGGGCAGCUAGGGCCCGAGGCUGGUUUUGCACAGCCCUGACUGUGCACCCGAGUGCAGUUCAGACACUCUUUCCUGUGCGCGCCGUGCAGACUGGGAACACUGCGGUAGCCCAUCUCUUCAUCCCGGGCACGCCGCUUUCUGCGUUGGGCAGCUUGGGUAACAAACCAAAGAUUGGCCCAACCGAUGCAAAGAACAAGACACAGCUCCCCUGCGUGGUCUGUUUGCUCAUACCUUUUUGUGCUGAAAAUGUCCAGCCUAACAGAAAAGCUAAGCGCCUUCAUCUAGAUUCACCAGUCAUUACCAUUUUGCCGUGUUUGUUUUCUCUUACUCUCUUUCACGUGGUUUUGCUGAAUCAUUUGAAAGUGGGUUACAGGCAGCACGAUGCUUCACCCCUAAAUACUUCAGCGGGGGUCUUUUAGGAGUGUGGAUGUUCCCCUGCAUGACUACGAUAGCAUCAUCACCCCUAAGAUUGUCAUCAUUCAGGGUGGACGGUCCCCGACUUAGGAUGGUUCAGUUUAAGAUUUUUUGACUUUACGAGGGUGCAAAGCCACACUCAUUUAGUAGAAACCUUACUGUGAAGUUGAAUCUUGAUCUUUCUUGGGCUAGCAAUAUGCCUUACGAGCCUCUCUCGUGAUGCUGGCCGUGGCCGUGAGCUGCAGCUUGCCGUGGGCCCUGUGAUCACGAGGGUGGACAGCCGAUACAGUUCCAGCCGUCUGUACCCCGACAGCCGUGCUGUUUUACACUGUCCGUACAGUAGUCAAUAGAUUACAUGAGAUAUUCAAUACUUUAUCAUAAAAUAGGUUUGUGUUAGAUGACUUUUCCCAACUGCAGGCUAAUGUAAGUGUUCUGAGCACGUGUCAGGUGCACUGGACUAAGCGAGGAUGUUCGGUCAGUUAGGUGUAUUAAAUGCAUGUUCAACUUACAAUACUUUCAACUUACGAUGGGUUUUUGGGCUGUAACCCCAUCGUGAGUCAAGGAAGAUCUGUAAUAUCAUCUGAUAUGCAAUCAUACGCCACAUAACAUUUCAGUCAACCACAGACCGCAUAUGCAGCAGUGGUUCCAUAAGAUGAGUACCAUAGAGCCCACGUGUGUAGCAGGCUAUACCACCUAGGUUUAUGUCAGUGCAGUCUGUGAUGUUGACACAAUGACGAAAGCUCCUAAGGAUGCAUUUCUCAGAACAUGUCCUCAUCAUUAAGCGACCCGUGACUGUGCAGUCCUAUUCAAAUUUCCCCAGUUGUCCUCCAAAAAUGUAUUUUAGGCUCUUUUCCUGAUCCAAAAAGCCUCAUGUGUUGCAUUUGGUUGUUAUAUUUCUUGAGCUUCUUUUAAUCUAGAACAGUGCCCCUGCUUUGUGUGAGUGUGACAGUGGCCUUGCAGAGUCCAGGCAGGCCAGUUGUCUUGCUGCAUGGACUCUGGCUUUGUCUGAUGGAGGACGCUCAAGUUAAGUUUGCAUAGUUUUGAAACUCACCUGAUGAUUGCUUCAUUGUGUCUAAAAAAGUCCUAAGGCAGAGGGUACAGUUGUCCCCUACCCCUGUGUGAAUUAUGGGAUAUCCUGUCCAGCCACCCAGAAAAAGAGGUGGCAUUAUAUUUACAAAAUGUGUCAGCUGACCGUAAAGGUCAUUGCACCUGACCCACAGCAUCCUGGCCCGGUUGGGCAGGCAUUCUCUUUAUUUAGUGCAUGGGAUUCUGAGAGGUUGUGGCUGUGCCCAGGUCCACAGCAUGAGGCGGAGCAGAGCCCGGCCCUUCUGACCCACCAUUCUGGGUGGCAGCUGGGAGAUGAGCAGAGUUGAUGCCUUUGCUGUGCUUGUCCCAGGACUGGGUACGUUACCGACCUGUACCCAACGUGUGCAUCUCUGAGUCCUAGACUGAGAAUGUUGAAUGUACUCAAAUAUGGUCUAACGUGUCUUGAUGACGCCGAGUCAUGCUUCUGAGUCUAGUUACUGAACCAUGGGCUGAGUGCUGGAGUUGCCUGCCCCCCCCAAAUGGUCCCAGGCUGCCAUGUGAUGAUUUUCAUCCCGCACCAUUGCUGUCAGCUGUCACAGUCUCCAGCAACAGUGUCCCCUCCACCUCCGUGCUCCUCCUCCUAAUUCUCACCUCGCAUCUGCUGCAGUCUGGAAAGCCAGAUAGACAGGCUUCUUAGAACUGAGUCCAAAGGCUGCAAGUGAGGGGCUCUGUCCCGUGGAGGGAGGAGUGACCAUGACACCAAAGACCCGUCUGGGAGACACCCACAUCGGGUUGACUUCUGAGCUUUCUGGUAUACUCUACAUUCUCUAUUCUUGGGGGAAUUCGAGUUUCCCAGAGAAGAGACCUCUGGACAAGUGGGGCAUUGCUGUUCCACGAUUCAAGUUUAAAAGGCUUAGAAAAGACCAUAACGUACAGCAGAAGUGGCUGCUGGGAACGAUGGGCACGUGUGUGUGAGUACCAGGGCACGAGGGCACCGUGGACGCAGUGACCAUGAUGCUGGGUGCCGUGCAAACUCAGGCUGGGGUUUGUGAGGGGUCCCAGGGCUCAGGCCGGCGCGCUCCGACCACCCUGCUCCCCGUGCGUGGAUCUGCUGCCGUCGCCCACGUCGGCUGCAUUAAUACACCCCCCGCUGUUCCUCAGGGUCUGGGCCCCUGCAUGGCUCUAGGAGCACCCUGCUCUCUGGGUCUCCUGGUCUCCAGGAGAACGGUCUCUAGUGCUUCAGAUCUUGUUGUUAAAGCCACUGGCCCAUAUUCUGCAGGUUUUUUCCCCAAGGUACUUUCUCUCCAUUCUGUUCCCCCUAACCGUGUUCCCUGGGGCAGGCGCCCACUGGAUUCUGUUCUUCCUUGAAGAAAUUUCUAUUCUCAUAAACAUAUACGCAUGGCGCCCUUUCUGCUUCUCGGCUGAGUACUCCAAGGAGAUCAGAGUGAUCCCAACUUGACUUAACGUUGGCUGCUUUACCAAGCCUCUUUUGUUUGUUUGCUUCCUUUUAAUUUUGUUUUUUAUCACAGUAAUCCAUAUGCAUCUUUUUUGAUAUCAGACAAUACCGAGGGGCUUAUGAGGAUGGAGCAGCAAGCCCCGCGCCCCCCUCGCUCCCCCACUCAAGCCCUCCCGACGGUUAACCAUUUUCAGUUCUUUUAGUUCCUCCUUUCUGAUAUUCACCUUCAUGUUUAUCCUACUACUUCUCAGUUUACCAAUUUUAGAUGUUAUCUGUUGCCUCCGUAUUCUUGCCUUUCCUGCUAAUAUCAUUCUGUCACAAUUUGGGAGUAAAUCCACAAUGUAAAUAUGUUCCCUGCUGAGCUGUUACCUCCUUAAAAAGAGUUAAUUAUUGUUCACCAACUUGAUUUUCUCUGUGUCUAGCUCCGAUUCUUCCCAAUACACCAAAAAUUGAGAAAACACCCAUCAGAUAUUUGAUCUAUUUGUUCACUAAUGGAUUCCGGGGUUUUUUUCUAGACACUGGGGUGUCUUGCCAGUGAAAUUCCUUAAAGCUUUUUUCAAAACAAAUGAAAAUUUAGUUUGUUUAAACUUAUUAAAAUAACUCCGUGGUGCCUCUUUUGAGAAAUCUUCCCUGAUCCCCCUCCUCCCCAAGGCUGCCCUCCUCUGGGCCUCCACAGCCCCCCGUUCUUGUCCUCACACACCCUGUAGUGCCCUGAAUUGUCACUGCCUCUUUUCUUGCCCACUGCUCUCCCUACGCUCCCCCCACACUAUGAGUCCUUGAGGGUCUUAUCUCUGCUGUCUCCCUGGGAAUACACAGGAGCUGGCUGGCACACAAUAGGUGCUCAAUAAAUGCUUGUUGGAUUGAAAUGCAAGAGUGGUCUUAUGGUCCUAUGCUCCGGGGUUCCGUGACCUUGCCGACCCUGUGCUCCCUGGCAUUUUCCACGUGGCCCUGCCCUCCUGGUAGGGUUUGGGGGCCCUUUGGGGUCUGUUCCAACUUAACAACAGCCUUUUCCUCCCAGGUCUGUGGUGCGUGCCUCACCCACCCUCCCGCUGCACUGGCCUCAAGCACCUCAGGGCCUUGGCUUGGUCCUCCUCGCUUUGUAGUCCCAGCCCGCACCGCUGAGCUUGGCACAGACUGAUUGCUCAAUAGAUGAGUGAGGUUGAGGCUCGCUCAGUCGAUCAAUCGAUAAGCCAAUCAGCCUUCCUCCACUCCGUCUCUGUCCCCAGACGUUUCUCAUUAUCCGGCAUUCGGAUGAUCAGAAGGAGAAAGGAAAAAGAACGCUGUGCAUAAAGGCGACCCCAUUUCAGGUUUCUUCAUGACUCACCCAGUGUGGAAAGACAGCAGGAGCAGGAGAAGGAAAGAGAAAGGAAGGGGGACCAGAGGGACAUUCUGGGAGACGUCCGGUCACUAGAUGAGCUGUGUGCAGGCAGGGACCAGCCCGGGCACUGCCCGCCUCUGGGCUCAGCCCCAGGCACAGCACGCCGUGGAUACCCAGUCAGAGCUGACGUCUGACUGCAGGAAGGAGGGAAGGACAGAAGUCCAAAUCCAGGCCUGUGUUGCAAAAGGGGCAACUGUCCGGACCCUUUUUCCUCUGGGGCACCUGUCCAUCCUGCAGUCUCUGGGUCCUGGCUAACUCAGGAAAGUGCUGAUCCGCGAUGUGGUAAUAAGCCUCAAUAUCCACAGAGGCCCCUCCCUUGUAAGGACACCGAUUGACAGCUGGCAGCCAGGGAAAAGGACUAAUGCAACCUCUCCCUCCCGGCCCGAGGGCCUGGUGCUUCCUUGGAGCAGCCCCUGGAGAGGAUACCCCAUCCUCAGAAAGUCGUUCAUUCCCCCUGUGCCCGUGCCUGCUGUGUGCGCCCCGCAGCUGGAGAUGGAGAACUGCGCAGACACAGCCCAGGCCAACCUCCAGGCUCACUCGCACCCUCCUCCCCUCCCUCCUUCCUGGCCCCCGGCUCUCAGCCAGAGCAGGAGAUCCGAGAGGGCCAAGCCGCCUGCGGAGACCAGGCCUCUCCACCUUGGCUCACCCGGGACCCAAUGGGAGGAGGCCACAGCCAGGCAGCCAGGGCCAGGGCAGGCGUGGCCCACCCUGCAAUCAAGCUGCUGGCUGCUGGCUUGUGCCCGCUGCUCCCAGAGAGUGAGCACUUCUCUGGUGGGAGCCGUGAGUUUGGGGGGAAGCCUUUAAAGCAACUCUUUGAUGCAUCCCCAGUGGAAGUGAAUUUAUUUUUUGUACUUUUCGGAAUUAACUUGCCAUUCUCAGCCUCUCCCUCCCUCCCUCUCUCCCCAGAAAGGAGAGAAGGAGAAAAGAAGAGAGGGUCUGCAUUGUCGCCGUGAUUGGCACCUUCUGUGAAUGAGGGGUCACCGCGUCGGCUGCUCCUUUUCAAGCGGCCCCUUUCUCCCCUGCACGCCGUAUUCACGCCGGAACGUUCUUUCUCUCAAAGCUUCUGUCUUUCCCUCCCGCUUUGAGUCUCUGCCUUCCUUCCCCACUUUCCUGCCUUUCAUUCUGAGCUCUCGCCACCUCCCUCGGGGACCGGUCUCUUGUCGCUCUCUUUUUUCCUCUUUUCUUCUUCUUCUAUUCAGUUCCUUUUUUUUUUCCUUUUUGCCUCUCUCUUUUUUCUUUCAUUUCUUUCUUCUUUUUCUUUUUGAAUAGUGCUUCUGUUUUCCAGGGACCGGACGAGUAGAGAAGUCGGUUUGUUUGAGGAAGGGAGAAUGUGAAUGUUUUUACUUUUCUCCAUUGCUCUAAAUGCGUAAAAAAAAAAAAAAAGCCACCAUGCAGGAGACGCGGUUCCUGCCUGGAGAGGGCAGGGCCUUUGGGAAGGGACUCUGCCAGACGAGAGGGAGCUUUUCAUCACAAGUCGGGCCGUUCUCUCCGAGAAACCCCGAAUCAGUCACCAGGGCCGGCUGUCAAGGGCCUGGGGCUGCAGCCUGCAGGAUUCAGACCUGGCCCUGGGGGCAGUCUCACUUUCUGCUUGGCCCCAGGGUGGGCCUCGAUAUGGGGGUGAGGAUCAGAGGUGGAUGUGGAUCCCCCAAACCUCCCUCCUCUGCCGGCGGGGGGCUGGCUUUCCCAGCGAGGGAGCACCCAGUGGGGGCCGUGGGAACAUGGUGCAGGGGCUGAGUGUGAGCAGGAAGGCAGGCCACAUGCAGCACCACCAUGGUCUAGUGUGUCCCCGGCUGCAGGGGGAAGUGGGCCCCAUGGAAAACGACGUGGAGUCCUGGAGGGGAGCCUGGAACAGCAGAAAGGAGGCAGCUGGGACAGGUGGAUGGCUCCAAGGAGGCAAGCAAGCCUUGGGGUUUAUACAGGUGGCAAAUGAUGGAAGGUUUGACAUCGAGGAAAUGUUGUGGGGGCUGGGGAUAGAGGGGCAGGUCUGUGACAUCAGCACGGAGAUAAGAGUUGGGGUAGAGGGACACGUCUGUGAUAUCAGCAGGGAGGUGAGAGUUGGGGUAGAGGGACAGGUCUGUGACAUCAGCACGGAGGUGAGAGUUGGGGUAGAGGGACAGGUCUGUGACAUCAGCACGGAGGUGAGAGUUGAGGUAGAGGGACAGGUCUGUGACAUCAGCAGGGAGGUGAGAGUUGGGGUAGAGGGACCAGUCUGUGACAUCAGCAGGGAGGUGAGAGUUGGGGUAGAGGGACCGGUCUGUGACAUCAGCAGGGAGGUGAGAGUUGGGGUAGAGGGACCGGUCUGUGACAUCAGCACGGAGGUGAGAGUUGGGGUAGAGGGGUAUGUCUGUGACAUCAGCACAGAGGUGAGAGUCGAAGCCACGGGAAGAGGGUUUCUCCAGGGGAGCGCCUGUCGGGUAAGAAAGCCAAGGCUGAGGCCUGAGCCCGGGACCACUGGGAUAGAAGGGGGAAGAAGCGGGCAGAGAGAGGGGCAGCUGUGAGUGGCCAGAGCCAAUGGGGACAGCAGGGCGGCUGCCAGGUCAGGAGGAGGCCUGAACCAGAGCCUCUGCAUUUGGCAAAGGCUCACCUGUGACCUUCGAGAGGACAAUUUAGGUUCAGUGGAGGCAACGGAGAGCAGGGGUCGAGGAGGCGAUGGAGGCCGUAGGACUUGAGCUCCUGUUCAGGGAGUGGAGGGAAGGCGAGAGACCGGGCAUCGGCAGGAGCUGCAGCCUGGCCGUGGUGCCUGCGAGGGAAGGGGUGUGAGUGGAACAGGCUUGACCGAAGGGGGAUGGGGGGCAGGCCUAGAGGAGACAGGGGCUGGCUCUGGGGCCCAUUUCUUUCCUGCAUGGGGAGGGCCUCAGGCUGCAGGUCUGGAAGAUGCUUCACCCCUCCUCAGAGCGCAGGAGAAAGGGGUAGGUUUGCAGCUCUAGGUUCCCGGGACCAUGAGGACCUCAGUCUAGCCCAGAAUUGCCCAGGGGCCCCAGGAAUGGCCAGAACACUUGGGGAAACAGGGAACUCUGGGAAGGAGGCCUGGGCUGUGCGGCCUGGGCGACGUGGAUCGAGGGCUGCAGGCUGGGGUGUGCCAGCUCAAGCCACUGGGCCUGGAGAUCUGGGCCCUUGGGGCCUCCGCGAGCAAGCCCUGUGUCUCCUCCUCUGCCACACCCAGCAGGGCGGACUCAUAGUGGGCACCUCCUAAAUGUUUGUUGGAGAGUGAAUUGAGUUUGUCCUUAGCAGUGGAGUGGACACAGCACUGCACACGGCCAAGUGCUGUGAAAAUCGGAGAGGCCCGUACCAAGGGGGGAGGGGCAGCGAGGGAAGGGGCGACAUCCUCCCCAAGGAAGACAGGCAGGGCCCAUGCAGGAAGGUGGAGGGACGAGACGGUGCCAGGCAGGGAGGGUGGCACGAGCAGGAAGGGGUGGUGACCAGGCCAGACAGCAGGCCCAGGUCGAGGAAGAAUGUCCGGGAGUGAAUCUGAACCCCCCGGAGAGUGAUUUCUUCAGGAAGCACAUGGUGAGCACCCACUGUGUGCAAGUUUGGUGGGUGACACACGCUUCAGGGGAGGAGGGCCUGGGGCUCCAAAGGGCUGGGGAGAAGGCUGUGUCCUCCCUCUGCGUCCGGGUCACUGAGACAAGGUGACGUGGGAAAAGGUGGCAUGAGUGUGGCUGUCUGGGGACCACAGGGGUUUCCACUCCAGGAAAGGGAUCACGAUGCCCGGGGAGCGGGGCACUAUCCCUGCAGAGUCUCUGAGACCGGAGAUCCGAGACUGGAGCCAGGUGGGGAAGGCCACCACGGCCCUUCCUGGCCCCUUACCUACUUCUCGAGACACCUGCUGGCAAACACCGAGCCUGCCAGAGAGCCUGCCAGGGCGGGCCGGCUGCCCAUCAGGUUUUUCCAGUUCAGGCAAGAACAUCUCCCCACACCCCAUUGAGGCGCCCACACGCCCUGGCCUGGAGAUGAAAGGGGACCCUGUCCUGUGAAGGCAGCUGGCGCCUGGCAGGGGCACGGGGCUCUGCAUUUGGGAACAGCCUUUGGAGGCGGACAUGGUUCCUGGGCCCCAGUUUCCAGGGUGACCGAGGACCGGGUGGUCAAUCCCUCCUUCGAGAACUGGCAUCAAGGAGCGUGGCUCCUACAGGAACUGGCUUUGUGGCCCCAGGCAAGUUACCCAGUGCUAAUAAUAGGAGCCACCAGGCCUGGUGCAGGUUCUGCUGCCAGCACUUUGCAUAUUUCACUGGGAAGGCAGGUGCUCAGUACCACCCCUGUGUAGCCAGGAGAGAGUCACAGCCCUGGGAAGUCGCAGACCUGGGAUCUGAACACACGUCUUCAGGUCCCAGUGUGAGCUCCAAACCAUUGCUUCUCAAUCUUUUCUCUUAAUUGUUAUGAUUUCUAAUCCUCGCAGACUGGUGACUUAUCAACCCUUCCUGGCUAUCAUGGCAAUGUCAAAUUGCUAUGGAAGUUUCAAAAUGCUACUGUCAUUGCUGUGGAAGCUGUCACCAGGAGCACAGCUCUGAAGGCGUUCUUAACCUUUCUGUGCCUCAGUUUCCUUAUCCGUAGGACGAGGGUGAUGGUCAGUAUUAAAUUAGAUAAUGCACUUUGAGUUGGCACAGGCUGGCACUGUAACUCUUAGGACCACCAGCCAGUCCGCUGACAUCUGGAUUUUGCCAUCUGUCGAAUGAGAACAAGAGGGUUGCCCACACAGAUGCUGCCCGUAUGGAUAGCUGCUCAGAACCCGGCAGGGAGGACCCCGUGGCAUCAUGCCUGGGAAGCGCUUUGUAAACUGUAGAGGGCUGUGCCGGGGUGAGUGGACGUGCUCCUUCCCAUGCCCAGCCUGUCUUUCUGAGUUCCAGGAGAACUUGUGUUUCAUCCUGCGCUGUGGCACCCAGCAGGGACUCCACCCUGAGUGCUCCUGGCCCAGGACACUGCCCAGCCAGUCCUUGCCUCUCAGCAAGCGAUGCCCUCCUAGCCAGCCGCCGAGGGAUGGAGGGCUUCAUGGACUCAGGGACACAGACCGAUGCCGUGGUGGUGCUGUCCUUGGCUCAGGCUGCCGUGCUGGGCCUGGUCUCGGAAAAUGAGCUCUUCGGAGCCACCAUAAGCGCCGAAGCCUUCUACCCGGACCUGGGGCCUGAGCUGUCCGGGGCGGCUGUCGGGGAGCCCAGGACCCAGGGCCCCGACGUCUACCAGCUGGCCUGCAACGGGCGCGCCCUGGAGGAGCCGGCGGAGGAGGAGGUGCUGGAGGUGGAGGCGGCCUUCGAGAAGCACACCCGGCGGAAGACACGGCCGCCCGUGCGCCUGGUGCCCAAGGUCAAGUUCGAGAAGGUGGAGGAGGAGGAGGAGCAGGAGGUGUACGAGGUGUCCGUGCCCGGCGAUGACAAGGAUGCGGGCCCCGCGGAGGCUCCCGCGCAGGCGGCCGGGGGCGGCUGCGAGGCCCUGGUGCAGAGCAGCGCGGUCAAGAUGAUCGACCUGAGCGCCUUCAGCCGCAAGCCCCGGCCGCCGCGGCCUCCCGCCCGAGCACCCCGGCCCGAACUAGCCGCCGCCGCCUACGAGCCCCGCUUCCCCGAGCCGGCGCGCCACGGCUUCCCCGAGCCCGGCGUGGCGCUGCCCGGGCCCGAGGCCUUGCCGUCAGAGUGCGGCUUCGAGCCGGCGCCCCUGGCCCCGCUGAGCGACCCCGAGGCUCCCGCCAUGGAGUCCCCGGAGCCCGUGAAGCCGGAGCAGGGCUUCGUGUGGCAGGAACCGGCCGAGUUCGAGGCGGACGCGGCAGGCUCGACGGCCGAGCGCCACAAGAAGGCCCAGCUGGACCGGCUGGACAUCAACGUGCAGAUCGACGACUCCUACCUGGUGGAGGCGGGCGACCGCCAGAAGCGCUGGCAGUGCCGCAUGUGCGAGAAGUCCUACACGUCCAAGUACAACCUGGUGACGCACAUCCUGGGCCACAACGGCAUCAAGCCGCACUCGUGCCCGCACUGCAGCAAGCUCUUCAAGCAGCCCAGCCACCUGCAGACGCACCUGCUCACGCACCAGGGCACGCGGCCCCACAAGUGCCAGGUGUGCCAGAAGGCCUUCACGCAGACCAGCCACCUCAAGCGCCACAUGCUGCUGCACUCGGAGGUCAAGCCCUACAGCUGCCACUUCUGCGGCCGUGGCUUUGCCUACCCCAGCGAGCUGAAGGCCCACGAGGUGAAGCACGAGAGCGGCCGCUGCCACGUCUGCGUCGAGUGUGGCCUGGACUUCUCCACCCUGACCCAGCUCAAGCGCCACCUGGCCUCCCACCAGGGCCCCACCCUCUACCAGUGCCUCGAGUGCGACAAGUCCUUCCACUACCGCAGUCAGCUGCAGAACCACAUGCUCAAGCACCAGAACGUGCGGCCCUUUGUGUGCACGGAGUGCGGCAUGGAGUUCAGCCAGAUCCACCACCUCAAGCAGCACUCACUCACCCACAAGGGCGUGAAGGAGUUCAAGUGCGAGGUGUGCGGCCGGGAGUUCACCCUGCAGGCCAACAUGAAGCGGCACAUGCUGAUCCACACCAGCGUCCGGCCAUACCAGUGCCACAUCUGCUUCAAGACCUUCGUGCAGAAGCAAACCCUCAAGACCCACAUGAUUGUCCACUCACCCGUGAAGCCAUUCAAAUGCAAGGUGUGCGGGAAGUCCUUCAACCGCAUGUACAACCUGCUGGGCCACAUGCACCUGCACGCGGGCAGCAAGCCCUUCAAGUGCCCCUACUGCUCCAGCAAGUUUAACCUCAAGGGCAACCUGAGCCGGCACAUGAAGGUCAAGCACGGCGUCAUGGACAUCGGCCUGGACAGCCAAGACCCCAUGAUGGAGCUGACGGGCACUGACCCAUCGGAGCUCGACAGCCAGCAGGAAAUGGAGGACUUCGAGGAGAACGCCUACGCCUACGCGGGCGUGGACGGCAGCGCCGAGGCCAGCGUCCUCACCGAACAGGCCAUGAAGGAGAUGGCCUACUACAACGUGCUAUAGCACAAGCUGGGCUGCCCGAAGCGGGCGAGGCGCGCCGGGGUGUGGGGGUGAGACCACGUGCUGCGGGCUGCCCCGCCCGCGGCGAGAAACAAGCUACUGCCCCACUGCCCUGAGCCCUGCCUGCCUGCCCAGCCGUUUGCACCACUAGGGACAUCUAGACCAAAUGGAGACUGUACUACUGGCCUCAGCUGUGAACCGGGCCCGGGCCCCAGGCGCUCCAGGGAAGGAAGAAUGACACAGGAGGCCCGGUCUGGGUCUCCGUGGCCUGCUGCUGUGGGCGGAUGGGAGAGAUGCUGAUGGGGGCCACUUGGGGACAAGUGACAAGGGCACAGGUUCUCAGGUCUCUCCGGGCCCAGCAGAGCUGGGGCAGCCAGUGUGGGCAGGGCCUUCCUGCCGGCUCCUCAGGGUCCCGACGCUGGGGCAAGAGAUCGUUGAGCCAUGCCUUGUUCCUCCUCUGCACCGACGCCUGCCUCUCAGGAUGUCUGAGCCCCUGUGCUGGUCAGCACUGCCCCGCACCCCCGCCGGCCCCUGGGCUCCAAAAAGCCCCGGCCCCAGAGCCCCCGCCCCCGUCCUCAGCCAGCCAGGUGGCGCCCUCUGCCUUCUACCUCCUGGUGCCUCCCGCGCCCUCCUCGAGCCAGGCGUGCAUGCACCCCAGUCCUGGCCUUAGGAGAGCGGGGUACAGCCCAGCCCCCAGCUAACACCCUCUCCAGUCAACUCCCAGAAGGCCCCCGUCUUACAGCCCUGUUUGGAAGUAGGUGUCCCUAACGUGGAUUUCAACAAAUGUCAUCCAGUUCUGUCUUGAACUGGGGCACCACACCAGGGUCCCCCAAAGUGAACAAAGCCGGGAUGCGCCUUGCAUCAGGCACGCGCUAAUAACACAGACAGACGGAGGACCCUGAGUGAGGGGCCGGGCACAGUGAAGGGAUCAUGAGGGGCUGUCCUCAGAGGAGGCCGAAGACCACCUGUAUGCGGGGAGGGGGGCUGGAGUAUUUUCUUAAAACAAGUAUCCAUUUUGAGGACGGGACAGCCAAGAGUCAGCAGGCUCCCCGGGAAGAGCAACAUAUAUAAAAAGGAAAAUGAAAACCAUAGAGAAAACAAUUUUUUUGAGCAAUGGGGGUAUUUUGAAGGUAAUUUAUUUUUUCUCCCUUCCAAUUCUGUGUCACCUAUUAUCUUUUCUGACGGAGAUCAUUUUCUUUUCCCCAGCGGAAGCUUGCUUGUGUGCUGUGCGUGCUUUGUGCCUCCCCCACCCAGAGCGGCCUGGCCAGGCAGGACGCGGGCCUGGAGGGGCAGCUGCUAGCAGGAAGCCUCAGGCGGCCAGGACGGGAGGCCAGAGAGGCAGGGCUGAGCGGGCCCUCCCCCUACCCUGCCCGGCCCCUCUUGCUGAUGACCCUCUGCAUCACCCCUGCAGUGGCCAGGGCCGCUCCAUCCUGCUCAGCCAGAGGCUCGCUCCCUCGCUUGCCCACUCAUUGCCUCUGUCCCCACACCAGCUCCUGUCCCUGGAACCCCAGACAGGCCCAAGGCAGUGAAAUAGCACAUUCAGGAAUGCCAGGGCACCCAGACUCCUGCCCGCUCACCUCCUGAGGCCUCAGAGGGGAAGGGCAGGCAGGGCCGUCCCCAAAGGCACAGAAGGAGGUGAAGCCACCAGCUUCAGCCCAGAAACCAGGCAGCGGGGGGGAACAGCCAGGGGUGGGAUAACCAGUUUGAAAUGCAGCUACCCCCCCAGGCUGUGUCCUUAGUGAAGGACCAAGCUAGGCCUCAGGGUGGCCGGGAUCAGGUCUGAGGGGGAGCACAAGGGGCCUCUUCCUUCUCUGCUGGAGUUGGUGUGAAGCAGCAAACAAGAGGGCUGGGGGCUCAUGGGAGCCUCUUCCCAAGUGUGGCUCUCCAGACCCCGAGGCCCCCCGGCCUCCCAGGUGCCCGCCAUGAUGACCCUCAGGUGGCAGUGACGCCGUCACUGUAGAAGACAUUUUCUCCUGCUGAGCAGAAGCAUCGUCCCCUGCAAACUACCUCUUCCCACAACGUCUUUGUCCCCUGGUACCAAAAAGAACCCUGUACCUCCACCCCUUCCUCCUCCUCUUUCCUGCCAGCCCAGUGGCCUUGGUCUUGGCAACCCAAGGGAGAAGGUCUGGCCCCCAGGGUGGGGCUUUCCUCCCCCCCUACACCCCGCCCCGCCAGCAGCGCGGCCCUCUGCGAGGUUCCAUACUUGAACGCCCCCCUGCCCUGUGCCUUGGACCUGGGCAAAACUUCGAGAAGGAAGCAGCACAACUCACGACUUGAGCCGGGGGGUGGUCUCGGCAAGGCUCCCGUCCUCACUCCUGCCCGACCUUUUCGAGAGAGGCGCACGCGGCCUCUUGGGUGACUUGGAAACUCCUGGACGAAUUCCAUUCUAACUUAUUUUGACAUGUAUACAAACCAACUGUUUAGAAAUUCCACUUGUGCAAAGCCCUACUGUGUUUUUACGUUCCUGUUUAAAAAGAGAAGUUUACUUAGCAAUAAUUAUAAAUAAAUGGAUAUUCUUUAGUGA